Molecule: messenger RNA, 2443 nt
Organism: Hypanus sabinus (Atlantic stingray)
Lineage: Eukaryota; Metazoa; Chordata; Chondrichthyes; Myliobatiformes; Dasyatidae
Product: glyoxal reductase-like
Exons: 1
Coding region: 626-1480 (284 amino acids)
Molecular function (GO): oxidoreductase activity
Source: RefSeq, a predicted model, not a curated record
GAGGAUGCUUCCUAUAGUGGGGGAGUCUAGGACCAGAGGACACAGAUAGAGUGGAUGUGGAGAGGGUGUUUCCUAUAGUGGGGGAGUCUAGGACCAGAGGACACAGAUGAAGUGGAUGUGGAGAGGAUUUUUCCUAUCGUGGGGGAGUCUAGGACUAGAGGACACAGAUAGUGUGGAUCUGGAGAGGAUGUUUCCUAUCGUGGGGGAGUCUAUGACCAGAGGACACAGAUAGAGUGGAUGUGGAGAGGAUGUUUCGUAUCGUUGGGGAGUCAGCCAUGGUGGAGUUCCCGAGCGGAUUUGACGGGCUGACUGGCCUCAUUGUCCACUUGUGUCUUACAGUUUUCCACCGCUGUUAAUUUUAUGAACCUGUAACGUAAUGUCCUAGCCUCUUUUACUUCAGGGAAAAUGGUCUGUUUAAUCUGUGGUUAUAAGUAAGAUGGAGAAAGUGGGUUCUGUGGUUACCCUGUUUAUACAGGUGAUAGUGAAUUCUCCCGUGGUGAGGUGAGGGUUGAAUCGAAGGCCUCCGGUGUUGCUGCUCACAGGGCCCGUUGUGCGAUGUAUCGUUGGGUAUAGAAACAAAAGUCUGCCUGCUGGAAGUUUUUCUUGUUCCGCUCAGGUGAGGGCAAUGAAGACCGUUCGACUGAACAAUGGCGUUGAGAUGCCGCUGGUGGGGCUGGGCACCUUCAAGCUGAGAGGGUACGAGGCCGUGUACCGGGCACUGGACGCGGCUCUGUCACACGGCUACCGCUCCUUCGACACGGCGAGCGUCUACCAGAACGAGGCGGACAUCGGCCGAGCCCUGAGGGAGCUGCUUCCCCGGCACGGGCUGUCCCGGCAGGACCUGUUCAUCACCAGCAAGCUCUCGCCUCGGGACCACGGGCAGGAGGCGGAGGCGGGCUGCCAGCGGAGCCUGGAGGCGUUGGACUGCCAGUACCUCGACCUCUACCUGAUCCACUGGCCCGCCAAGCAGGGCUGCAAGAGCGAGGACGCCCGCCAUCCUGCCUGGCGCGGAGAAAGCUGGCAGGCGAUGGAGAGGCUGUACGACGCCGGUGCCUUCCGGGCCAUCGGAGUCUCCAACUACACCGUGGGCCACCUGCGGGAGCUGCUGGCCGGCUGCCGCGUCAGGCCGGCCGUGCUCCAGGCGGAGUUUCACCCCCGGCUGGUGCAGGACGAGCUGCUGGCCUUCUGCACGGCCCACGGCAUCCACUUGCAGGCCUACUCCUCCCUGGGGACCGGCAGUCUGCUCACCGAACCCGAGGUGGUGGCCGUGGCGGCCGGCUACGGCAAGACCCCGGCCCAGGUGCUCUUACGCUGGGCACUGCAGCAGGAGGUCGGCGUCAUCCCCAAGUCGUCGGACCCCGAGCGGAUCGCUCAGAAUAUCCAGCUUUUCGACUUCGCGCUCAGCGAGGAGGACGUGGGGGUCCUGAGGCGGAUGCACUCGGACACGCGGUACUGCUGGGAUCCCCGGCUGGUGGUGUGAAGGGCUGCGUUCGCCGGGCCCCCAGUCCGUCUGCCCUGGACACACGUCAUGGUGGAAACGAGGAAACGGCCGAGGUGGGGCCGAGUCCCUCCUUCAGGACUGGAGACGAAGGGGGGAGUAAGAGGGUGGUGGGGGAGGAGGGCAGCUGGUGUCACAAGUACCUAAUGAAGGAGGCAAAACAGCGGAGAGACUGAGUGAUGAAUUAACACUGUGUGACGUGUGUCCAAAUAUCAGUCCAAAUCAAAAAGUGUAUGUUCGAUCCUUUAUUAGAAAACCAAAUGAUCAAAAUUAGCGAUUAAAAAUUGUUGAUACUAGCAUAACAACAGCAGAAUUAGUGGUCAAUAAAAAAUCUCCCUUUGCUGCUCACCCCUCUCUAACUAAAGUAACAGCACAAAACUGAACACGUGACCGUGCUCUGCACUUCUUUUGUGACGCAAACACAACACAAAAUGCAGCAGAGACAGGCAGACAGAAAACUGAUACGUGGCUCCUACAUCUGGAAAGUGAGAGGUGCAGCCAGGUGGGUGGGAAAGGUAAAGGGCUGGAGAGGAAGGAAUCUGCUCGGUGAGGCCGAACCGUGGGAGGAGGGACACCAGGGGGAGGUGAGAAGAGGGAAGAGGUUGUCUGUUGUAUGGGCUGUGGCCUCCCCUACAUUGGUGGGACCCGUCAUAAACUGGGGGACCGCUCCGUCAGCACCUCUGCUCCAUCCGCCAGAAGUGGCCAAACGUUUUAAUUCCCAUUCCCAUUCCUGUUCCAACAUGCCGGUCCAUGGCUUCCUCUUCUGCCAGGAUGAGGCCACCCUCGGGUUGGAGGAGCAACACCUUAUAUUGCAAAAGGUGUGUGUGCACGCGCAUACGUACACACCUUAGACAGAACACUGCUACCACCACAAAAAAAUCAAAAUCAUGACAUGUGUGAGUGAUGAUAAACCUGAUUCUGAUCUGGGUCUCUAUUGUGGACUGA